Molecule: messenger RNA, 2243 nt
Organism: Exophiala mesophila
Lineage: Eukaryota; Fungi; Ascomycota; Eurotiomycetes; Chaetothyriales; Herpotrichiellaceae
Exons: 2
Coding region: 538-2049 (503 amino acids)
Source: RefSeq, a predicted model, not a curated record
CGAGACGAGAUAUCCCAGCGUGAAGCAAUGCCCGUUUGAUGGUGGAUUCCGGGCCGCCCCUGCCGCCGUUGGUGGAGAAAACGACUAAUACCGCCUCGGCCUCGGCAGUCGCGGUCAUAGUCGUAAGUAAGUAGUCGUAGUGACUCCAGCCACUUGAUGCCUAUUUCCCAGCCACACUCGACCUGUCAACCCACUACGGAGUCACUCAUAGGCAAGCCCUUGGGCAGAACCUCACUUGCUUGUCUCCGCUUGCUCAUGAUGCCUAGAUUGCCCUGCCUCUCUGCUGUUUGCGUCUCUCCGUGGCCCAAAAUCCGUUGCUUCUUCACGAUUCCUUCAUGAUAUCAAUCGUCAACAGUGACGCUGGUGAGCUCGCGGCCGUCUGUUGGCCAGCACCUCGAAUUCUGCUAAUCUCAAGUGCCCUUCGCUCUGUUAUCUUUAAGUAAUCUCUUACAGUGUACGCGGAAGCAGCAAAACUCAUCUCUCAUUCUAUCAACACCAAGAAAACCGCACAGGCAUAUCAUAUCUACCCUCUCGAGCAUGUCGUUCAGUGCUCGAACUCCCGAAUCUCUACUCCCUCGGUCGGAUUCCAAAAACCCGGCAACCACAUGCAGAGGCAUCACCACCACUGGUCGACCAUGCAGAAAAUCCCUAGCCGCUUCCCCUCAGCCAUCGCCAAACCCUUCUCCCGUCAGAGGUUCCGGCGUCCUUACGGUUCUUCAGGAGGAACAUGCCGCUGCUUUCUUCUGUCACCAUCAUAAAGAUCAGGCCGUCCAGCUGCUCGCUCAGGGCCGCAAACAGACAACCCUACACCCGUUGAAAGAAAAGUCAAGUAUUGACACUUUGUUGGAGAGGGUCGGUGUCCUGGAGAUCGAUGACAAUGUCGCCCAGCCUCGUAGGAGGAGGAAGCCGCGAGCUCAGAAAGCCUCCAGUGAGCAUGCCAUCACGCGCAGAGACUCUCUUCCUAAGGGGUGGAACCACCUACAAAGCCCACUCAUGUCUGUACCGACUGACUUGGUAAACCCCCCACCGAAAUCAAGAAUUCCUAGCCGACCACCUCGGUCUAACAUGAAGUUCUCUUGGUCUUGUUGCCUGCGAGCCGACAGUGACAGCGACGAUGACAGACCAGCAAGGGUGCCCAAGAGCAGAUUUGUCGGUGAUCUUCACAGUACAGGUCCAAAUCACCGUCCAAAUCAUGGUGCCGGCAUCCAACCUUCCCGUGUAACGCCUCGACCACAAUAUCUAUCCACUCAACCGCAACAGUCUACAUCACCAUCACGACCGACAAAAAUCGAAGAACAGGACGCUUCGCCAGUCAAAACUCAAACUCGCAGUUUGCUAUCAUACAUCCCAUCAACCUUGUCGCCCCAAACCACUUCUCUCCUCUUAACCGAACUUUCUCGCCCAAUAUCUACGGCUGACGAAGCAGGUUACAUUUAUAUUUUCUGGCUCACGCCUGAAUCGGGCUCUGCAAAACCCGAUGAUGAGACCGCAUCUUCUCUUCUUGACGACGACGAGGAUUACAGAGGCGGAAACGAGUACGGUGGUCUCUAUCCCUCUUUGAAGUCCGCCCGUGCGCAAGCAGCCGACCAAACCCUUCAACGAUAUGCAUCGGUUCGCCGUACACUCAACACGGUUUAUCGACCAUCUCCAAGGAGCGGACCAGAUGAACACGAAUUGACGACACGGCGAACAAUCCUACUCAAGAUCGGACGUGCUGCCAACGUUCACCGCCGUAUGUCCCAGUGGAGCAAGCAGUGUGGUCAGGAGAUCACACUGAUUCGGUAUUACCCCAACACGCCAUCAAGCCCUAAAGCACACCAAUUGUCCACAUCUAAUGAUAUGAUCGUGGGGCGCAAAGUGCCUCACGUGCAUCGAGUCGAAAGAUUGGUUCACCUGGAGCUAGCUGAGAAGAGGGUGAUUAAGCCUGAAUGUCAGGCCUGUGGCCGCGAGCAUCGAGAAUGGUUCGAAAUCGACGCUUCUCGAGAUGGCUUGAAGAGUGUGAAUGAGGUGAUCAAGCGAUGGAUUCGCUGGGCCGAGGCAGCCCGUUGAGUUGCGGACAGCCAAAUGGCGAGAAUGACGAAGCGGGUGGACUUUUGAUGCGACGAGUCUACGCAGUGAGGACAGACACAGAUUCAUGAUUGUAGAUUGUAUACGAUCCACAGAAGAUAUCAUUAAGAGUCAUGAUCCAAUAAGGGUCCCUGCUAAUUCGACCACUUGGAUUCAUCGAAUCAUGUUCUUUUUCC